Aspergillus japonicus CBS 114.51 is the source of this 1760-nucleotide messenger RNA. It is a transcript of the gene nop12, whose product is annotated as rRNA-processing protein NOP12. Gene Ontology annotation, molecular function: RNA binding. The record is from RefSeq and is a predicted model, not a curated record. The transcript has 2 exons. Bases 120 to 1643 code for a protein of 507 amino acids. Lineage: Eukaryota; Fungi; Ascomycota; Eurotiomycetes; Eurotiales; Aspergillaceae.
CAGAAACAUCCGUCAUAAGAUUUGCAGCAACGAAAAGCGAACCUGAUCACUGUCUCCUGCUCAAGUGGUGGAUCAUUUAUUGUCAAAGGGUUUCCGAAAUCUCAUAGAUUUUCGCCGUAAUGGCCAAGACAGAAACGUCUGUCUCCCUUCUGGGAACAACUGCCCCCAUAGAUCCUUCUCUGGCUUCCUUAUUCGCGACAAGUGCCGGUCCAGUCAAGCCUCCGACAAUAACUGCUCCGGCAGAGAAGCGCGCUGCGAAAGAUGAGCAAGAUGACGAGAGCGAGGAUGAGAUCUCCGAGCUGGAGGAUGAAGAAAUGCAAGAGGCUUCAGAGGCUGAGAGUGAUUCUGGAAGUAUAGCGGCGGUGAAUGUCUCCGAGGCCUCCAGUCGGAAGCGGAAGAGGGCGCCGGCAGAAGAAGUCGAGGACUCAUACAUGCGCCGCAUAGAGAAGGAGCAGCAAAAGGAGGAACUCAAGCGUCGUGAAGAGACGUCCAAGCGACAAAAGGUUACAGAAGGUGAAAAUGAAGACGAUGAGGAGCAGGCUAAUGAAAGCGACGAUGAAAGCGACAGCGAAGGUGAAGAGAAGACUGCGGUGCUGAAGCAUGAGAGUCUGACGGGAGCCGCUGAGAACGCGGAACUGGAUAAGUCUAAUCGCACUGUGUUCCUUGGCAAUGUGUCGAACGAGGCUAUCAAGUCUAAGACUGCUAAGAAGACGCUUCUCAAACACCUUGGGUCUUUCCUUGACUCGCUCCCAGAAUCCACAGGACCACACAAAGUUGAAUCAAUCCGCUUCCGCUCGACAGCCUUUGUUAGCGGAGGCAAGGUACCAAAGCGAGCUGCGUUCGCAAACAAGGAAGUUUUGGAUGAUACGACGCCAUGCACCAACGCAUAUGCUGUGUACUCAACGGUGCAGGCUGCACGAAAGGCUCCGGCUGCAUUGAACGGUACCGUUGUCCUCGAUCGCCAUCUGCGUGUCGAUAGCGUCGCGCAUCCCGCUCAAAUCGACAACAAGCGGUGUAUCUUCGUUGGCAACUUGGACUUCAUUGAUAAUGAGACCAAGCCUGAUGAUGAGAAGAGGAAAAGGCCGCGGGCCCCCGCAGAUGUGGAAGAGGGUCUCUGGAGGGUGUUCAAUGCCCACACCGGUGGGUCAAAGAAGGAUGGUUCUGGAAAGGGCAGCGUUGAGUCUGUUCGAGUGGUCCGUGAUUCUGCCACGCGUGUUGGCAAAGGGUUCGCCUAUGUUCAGUUUUACGAUCAAAACUGCGUGGAGGAAGCCCUCCUGCUGGAAGGAAAGCAAUACCCACCUAUGCUCCCGCGCAAGCUCCGUGUGUCUCGAGCUAGGAAGAUCAUGAAGAAGCGCGAUGAUAGUGGCAGCAAUCGAGGGAAGGCCCAUGGAAACGCGGAUAAGACACUUCAGGGUCGUGCUGGUAAGCUCUUUGGCCGAGCCGGUGCAGCCAAGGUCAAGGCUGCAGGAAGAACCUCCAUCUCGCAGAACUCGUUGGUGUUCGAAGGCCAGCGGGCCACGGAAGGAGCAUCACGCAUCCGAGUCAAGGGUAAGAGUCGUGGAUCGAAGGCUAAGCGCAACAGUCGGAGUAGCAAGCGCGCUGCAGCAUACAAGGCUGCUGGUGGUAGGAAAGGCAAGGAAUAAUCUUCCGUUCGUUGUAUGGCGCGUUUCAUGUAUGUAAUUUAUCAUCCCAGGUGGACAUAGGACAUUGCGAACUUGUGUAAAAGCACAACUGGGUGUGAAAGUCAAAUUCAAUCUAUG